Molecule: messenger RNA, 1981 nt
Organism: Laetiporus sulphureus 93-53
Lineage: Eukaryota; Fungi; Basidiomycota; Agaricomycetes; Polyporales; Laetiporaceae
Exons: 1
Coding region: 286-1884 (532 amino acids)
Source: RefSeq, a predicted model, not a curated record
GUUGGUCGUCCUUGGAAGCACACACUGUCGUUUUCGCGCUGCCACGACACGGUGAAGAAGGCUUUGCACAGCGUCAUAUCCUGUUCCAUGGAGUUGUGACGAUUCUUGCUGUCCAUGUGGUGUAGAUGGGGCACGACAGGAAGGCUGACACAGGAGGAAGCUAGCUGCCAGCCUCCAUCUUGACAGUACAAAUCUAUCACAGACUUGCUCGAACCCGGAGGCUGCUCUCAGUCUCUCCGCCCACGCACCCUCAUGCCCACAAGGCACCCACACUCAUUCGUCAAGAUGUCUCUCGUUCACCAGUCACUCUUUCAUGUUCUCCUCCUCUCGGUCUGCUCCCUCUGCAUCCUUGCGGCACCUACUCUCUCUGGGGCACCCCAGACCAUCAUUGAGCUUCCUAGCGUUCUCCCUACUACGCCCAAUGUCGAGACGACUACGGCUACUUCGUCUGCGCCACCAGCGUCCUCACUGUCCUCACCGCCACCGACGUCCUCAGCGCCAUCGGCUGAUGUUUUCGUCUUCGAACUGGCUGGCGGUUCUCCCUCCUGGAUUGCCACAACAGAGAUUAUUCUACGGAUACCACAAUCCUCAGACACUGCCCUUGGUGUCUCCGCGUCUCCCAUUUCUACCAGCGACACCCAAGAUUCUGCUGCCUUAUCUGCCAAUACUGCCGCACAGUCAUCCAACAGUGUUAUGCCUACAUCGCUCCUUGUGGCUGAUCCGAUGGAUGCCCCGACGACUUCUGCUGCUACUCGUACCACCCUCUAUGUCCCUCCUACAUCGACGGACUCUGCGGCAGUAUUGCAAGAUGCGGUCACGUCUGCGUCUACCGGUCUCCCACCUGUGCUCUCUCUGUCGAAGACUUCUAGCGCUGCCUCCUCUAUCCCUGUGUCUUCGACUCACACAUCUUCAUAUGUUACUGGCUCUGCCUCCAUGGAUGAUCCAAAUCCCACCGCGGAGACUCGGACCACAUCUAAUGCUGCCAGCCAAACGUCGCGACGGUCUGCUAUCUUGGCUGCGUUCCUCACCAUUGGCACGCUUGCUAUGCUUGGCAUCACUAUGGUCUGUAUGCGCUGCAAGCUUCCCUGCCGGGGCCGCCGCGUCAAGGGCAACGGCAAGAAGGUUCGCUUUGCCGAUCCUGAUGAAGAACAGGCACAGCAAGUGCCAUCCAUGUAUGGCGAGAAGGACGAGAAGACCAGCGUCAUCCCGGGCCCGCCAACGCCCACUGAGAUCAUUCUUCCGUCUCUUCCUCAACAACCCUCCUCUUCUACGCCGAACCUGCAACCGGACUGGCGGGUCUAUGCCCCCAGCGUCGAGGGUCAGUUCGAGGAUGUCACGCAUAUACUCUCCACAAGUGCCUUUGCUCCCAUUGAAGCUGAGGGAGGAUCUCCUGGCGCCGAUUCUGUCUUGUCUGGCGCAUCUGAGGAUUCUUCGAGGGCAGCAUCCUCCGGGCGCGCAAGCGGUGGGGCGGUCAGCCUGACGGCCGAGUCGUACAAGUCGUGCGAGUCCCGCUACUCAAGCCCCAGCCUCGAGCGGCAGUCGCGCGACGGCCCGCCCGAUUCAGGCUCCUCGGACUCGAUGCACCUGUCGCCGACCUUCCACCACUCGCCGUCGCCGCCUGCCUCGGAGCUUAUUCAGACUCCGGACCCUGGCAUGGGUGUGGCAUUCGUGCCGCUCGAGCAUGUAGGUGGCAAGGAGGCGCAUAAGCUGGUCCGCGGAAGGCCCGAGUCGGAUGAAGUGGACGAGGUGGGGUCGGAGUGGGAUGUUGCUAAGGCGUAUGGCGCGCACAGUAGCGUUGGACAGGAAUCUGUGCUCAGUGUUGUUGUGGAGAACAUGGAGUCUGUCGAGGUCGGUGGGCGCAAAUGUGUCUUGGUACAGGGAUGAAGUCUCGUUACGGAAACGUGUACAGUAAUUUGGUGGGCGUCGUUGUUAUUGAGGGAUAUGGUUUGCUAACGCUGAAUUGAAAUUGGGCCCUCACAGC